GGAAACGGCACAGGCUCGUACAAGCAAACGCUGUCGAUGCUAUCCGGGAUCCUUAGCAGCUGAUACAAAGUAACAACAUUUUUACUACAGUUUGCGCUGGAAUUAGUUCGAGGGUGGGAUUUUUUUUCUGGGAGAAUGCAUUGAAAGUAGAGAAAACGUUAAUCUAUUGGCACUGCGUUCACCUGCCGGGAUACUUGGCUGACCUGUAUUUCACGCUCCACAUCCCCUCUCCCCUCCUCCCCUUUCCUCCCAGCAAUCCUGUAUACAGGUUCCAUCCCCCAGGCUCCCAUGGCCUCCCCAUGGCCUUGGUCCCAUCAUCCUGACCUUUAACCCCCACAUACAGUAACACAUGGAUGACCUGGAUGCUGUCCGAGGACUUUCUCCUCGACCCCCUCCUCCUGAGGACUCUGUGUCCCUCUUCUCGUCCAGCACCGACAUCAUCAACUUAGAAGAUGGCGACUACAGUGCACUGCUAGCGGAGUUGGAGGCUGAUGCUCAGGACCUUGAGGGAGAGUCCUGGAGUGUCUCUGUGGACCAGCAGUACAUAAAGAAGCUACACAAAGAUGCUAUAAAGAGACAAGAUGUCAUCUAUGAGUUGAUCCAGACUGAGGUGUACCACAUGCGGACCUUAAAGCUGCUGCUGAGUGUGUACCAGUAUGAGCUGAGACGCAACCUACAGAUGGAGGAGACUAGGCUGGACAGGAUGUUCCCUCAGAUGGACAGCCUGCUGCACAUCCACCAACACUUCCUGUGGUGUCUUAGAGACUGCCGCGACGGACAGAAUCACUACACAGUCACACAGCUGGGAGCUGUACUCAUCAACCAGUUUUCAGGUGAGAUGGGAGAGAGGAUGAAGGAGAGCUAUGGAGACUGCUGCAGUCACCACACAGAUGCUGUCAGCUUCUACAAAGAACAGCUACAGAACAACAAGAAGUUCCAGAACUUGAUUACGAAAAUCGGUCGGUUGUCCAUCGUGCGGCAGUUAGGAGUCCCAGAAUGUAUUCUGUUGGUGACUCAGCGGCUCGCAAAGUACCCCUUUCUGGUCGAACGCAUUCUACAGAACACUGAUGCUGACAGUGAGGAGCACGAUGCCCUGGCCCACGCUCUGGUUCUGAUCAGAGAGACCAUCUCUGCUGUGGACUCUCAGGUCCAUGACUAUGAGAGGGCCUCUUGGUUGAGAGACAUAGGCAGCAGUUUGGAACCUCAUUCCCGCGGCAGGCUGAAGGAUGGAAGGGUGUUCAAGAGAGAGGACCUGGCAGUGGGGUCCAGAAACCUGCUCCAUGAGGGGACUGUCAACUGGCAGGCAGCCAACAGAUGGCUGAAAGGGAGUCUAUGUAUGAAGGAUGCCCAGAUCAUGCAGAGCCUGACAGAGAAGCUGCGUAUGUUUGCUGACAUGGCGGAGGCUGUAACAGGGCUGGAAGAUGUAGCUCAUCACUCUCGUCUGCUGUUCCGCAGUGACGACUUAGACCCCCAGCAGGGGGAGACACUGCUCAAGGGGGCCAUCACUGAGGUGGAGAAUCUGCAGAACCUUCUCCUGUCCGGUGUGACUCUGAGAGACCCCUACCCCCCUACAGAGGACUUCCUGGGAUCACGGGGAUACAGUUUGAGACCCGAAGAUCUACGGCUCCUUCGAGGGGGGCUAGGCCUUGGGGGGCUGCGGAACCUAGCCGCACUCAGGAGAGCCGAAACCUUAGAGGGCUAUGUCUGCAAUCCCAUACCCCUUAUGAAGAAUGGUAAUAUACAGGCGGGAGAACGGCCAGGCAGUGUGGCGGUACAACCUCUAGACAGAGGUCAGCAUUCAAACUCUGACCCCCAGCUACAGGACCUUGACCAGUCAGAGAGUCUGGAAAUGUCGGCUGAUGAGGCACCAGCAUCAUACUGGACUUCUCCAUGCCCAAAUCCAUCCUUUCCUGAAGCUGAGUUCUUUGAUAGAGUGCUGCUGCUCUCACAGAAACUCUACAGUCUGCUGGCCAUCGUGUCCCAGCAGGACAGCCACAUUGAGUUGCAGCGUGCCUCGCUGUCAGAGCGUGAGCCUCCGGGCCGUCCUCGUGGAAAUGUGCUCCUGGAGCAGGAGAAACAACGUAACAUGGAGAAACAGAGAGAGGAGAUGGCCAACUUCCACAAGCUGCAGACACAGCACAGACAAGAACAGGCUCGCUGGGAAGAGGAGCAGGCGGGCCACCAGUUGCAGGCGCAGGUCCUGGAGGCAGAGCUAAGACACAGAGAGGAGGAGUGUAGGAGACUGAAGGAGAAGCUAGCAGAGGAGAGGGGGGAGCUGGAGAGAUGGAGAGAAACCUACCAACAGGAUCUGGAGAGGCUGAGAGAGUCUACAAGGACUGUGGAGAAACAGAAGGAACGCCUGGAUUUACAGAUGAAGUUAAAGAAGAACAAGACCAUUGCCAAACCUGGGAGUUUUAACUUCAACUCUCAGCAGGCUGUCCCCCACUCCCAGUCGUUUCGAGGGGACCUCCCCCACUCUGCUUCCUUCCGAGGGGACCUCUCCCAGUCGUUCCGAGGGGACCUGAUUGGUGGUUGGACCACGGGAGGUGACGUGACCCCCAUCCCAGCCUCUAAGGUCCACAUCCAACCUAGCCUCUCUCUAGCCACAGCUUUCCUGGAGCCACCCCCAGAGGUGCCCCUUCAUAGGGAGAGCAUCAGCCCUGCGCCCCCUAAAGCGGAGGUUCCCAUUCACCUGAUCAGCACCACCAACCAGGUGGUCCACAAGCCAGGGGCUGUGCAGCAGCAGAUCCCCACCAAGCUGGCUACCCUCAGCAGCAAGGGCAAGGAGAAGAGCAGAAAAAAGGGAUCGCACCAGCGCAUGCAUAGUGCAGCAUCUAUAGACAUGUCUCAGGUGGUGCCGAUCAGAGUGACAAGAAAAGAGGGCGGGAGUCUGCGAGGGAAAAGGACUGUGAGUCCUCACAGGAGCUACCAAACAGAUCGUUUCUUUAGUCCUCCAGUGCCUCUGUCCAAUGCCAAGCACUCCCAGACCCUAUUGUCUAGCAGCAGCAUGAGGAUGAACAGCCAGAGCCACUUCCUUCCACCCGAACCUCCCCAUCCUCCACCCUUCCCAAAAGACAUAGCAAGCAAACCAACCAAGGAACGCGUAAUCUACCUGUAAGGCCACAGGGUAAGACCAAAACCCUAUGCCAGAGGUCUGCAACUGGGUGCCUGUGUGCCAAAACCGGUCCACAAGUGAUUUUAUUUGGCCCUCAAAAGCAGUCUGUUCUGAUCAAAGUAAAGAUGUGAAUUUUAAAAUAUUUGGACUGAUUUGGCUUUACUAAUUCCUUGUAAUUCUUGAGUGCCUGUUGAAUUUCCAAAGACAUUUAUAUUGUUCUGAUGAGUGUUUCUGUCAUGGUUUAAGAGAAAGUGUCUCUAACCACUCACGUCUUUACUUUUAAAGGAUUCUUAUUCAUGUUGAGCAGUGGUGUUAGGAAGCUGUUUAUUAUUUUAACUUGUUUACAGAUCUGAGGUGCCAAGUAUGUUUUAUUCUCAGAGCACAUUAGAAACUACUCUAAUCUAUAUAGUCUACCUGCUGCUUGAAAUCAGAAUGUCUUAAUGAAAAUAAUGCAUUUGUCAUAGCUACAUUUACUUCCAUACAUUCUAUCUGUGAGAGGGAAUAAUAACUGUAUGGGGUUCUGGUGUAUUUUAACACUGAAUAAUAAUGACUACUGGAAAGAGAUGAUGCUAAUUCUGCUGUGGUUUCUGUCAUGAGGGAGACAGGAAUGGGUGUCAUGACAGUUUGUGCACUUGGUGGACUGUUGAAUGCAGAAGGCCUGACCACGCGAUAUCAAUGCUCAAAAUGGACUGUAGUAAGUCAAGUUUUACCACACAGCUUCUCUGUGUGUGUGAAUGUACAGAAAUGUUAUGACACUGUGUUUAGUUUGAACUGGAGCAAAUAGUUUUUCCUUUUUGCUCAUUGUGUAACUGUAACAAGGUUAUGUUCUGGGAACCAAGGUAACUUGUAAAUAAUGUUUUAAUAAUGAAACUUUUUGAAUGAGGUUUUAAUAUGGGGUUGUUUGGAAGGAUUUGUGAAUUAUGUUGCUCACAGUUUCCAGUGAAUUAAAACACUUUAUAUACAGGGCCUUCAGAAUGUAUUCAUACCCCUUAACUUAUUCCACAUUUUGUUGGGUUACAGCCUGAAUUCAAUGAGUGAAAACAUCCCCUUUGCUAUGACACUCCAAAUCGAGCUCAGGUGCAACCAAUGUUGUUUGAUUAUCCUUGAUGUCACGACUACUUUGUUAAAUUGUUUGGACAUGAAUUUGAAAGAAACACCUGUCUAUAUAAGGUCCACAGUUGACAGUGGAUGUCAGAGCAGAACUAUACUAUGAAGUCCAAGGAACUGUCCUUAGAGCUGAGAUAAAAAUUGUGAUGAGGUGUAUAUAUCUGGGGAAGGGUAUAAAACUAUUUCUAGAUUGUUGAAAAUUUCCAAGAGCACCGUGGUCUCUAUCAUUGGGAAAUUGAAAAAAUAUUGAACUACCCAGACUCUGUCUAGUUGGCCUUCCGUCCAAACUGAACAAGAAGGCCCUUGGUCAGGGAGGCAAUGACCACUCUGACAGAACUCCUUGACUGAGAUGGGAGAACCUGCCAGAAGGACAACAUUCUCUACAACACCAAUCUGGGCUUUAUGGGAGGAUGGCCAGACGAAAGACACUUCUGAGAAAAAGGCACAUGACAGCACACCAAGAGUUUAGAAAAAAGGCGUGUGAAAGACUGCGAUCAUAAGGCAAAGGUUUGUGGUCUGAAUGCAAAGCACCGAGAACCAGGCACAGCUCACCACCUGUCGUGAAGCAUGCUGGUGGCAGCAUCAUGCUAUGAGGCUGCUUGUCAGUGGCAGGAACUGGGAGAGUGGUAAGGAUAGAGGAAACAUUGAAUGGAGCCAAAUACAGGCAAAUCCUCGAUGAGAACCUACUUCAGAGUGCAAAUGACCUUAGGCUGGGGGGGGGCGCGAAGAUUUCCGUUCCAACAGGACAUAAGCAUACAGCCAAAGAAACACUGGAAUGGCUUCAGAACAAUAAUGUAAAAGUCCUUGAGUGGCCCAGCCAAAGCCCAGACUUGAAUACCAUUGAAAAUCUAUGGAAAGACAAAGAUUGCUGUUCACCACCGCUCCCUAUCUAGCUUAACAGAGCUUUGAUAAAACCUGAAUGGAAGAAAAUCCCCAAAUCCAGAUGUACAAAGCUCAUACAGACAUACCCAAGAUAACUGAAAUCUGUAAUCACCGCCAAAGGUGCUUCUACAAAGUAUUGACUCGGGUGUGAAAACGUAUGUAAAUUAGAUUUCUGUAUUUAAUUUUGAAUGGAAAAAUGUCUACACAUGUUUACACAGUCAUUAUGGCGUAUUGCUUGUAGAGGGGCAGAAAGUAUUCCAUCCAUUUAGAAUUCUGCCUGUAACAACAACAAUGUGUAAUAAGUCAAGGGGUAUGAAUACUUUCUGAAGGCACUGAAGAUCUAUGGUCUGACUAUUCUGUUGUAAUAUCAUUGUUCUGCUGAACUGUUGUUCUUCCCAUCCACAGCUGAUAGAAAUAAUAAAAAGAAAGAGCCAUGAUGAUGUAUGUA
Oncorhynchus keta (chum salmon) is the source of this 5552-nucleotide messenger RNA. Its product is annotated as rho guanine nucleotide exchange factor 18-like. The coding region runs from base 350 to 3118 and encodes 922 amino acids. The transcript is spliced from 20 exons. Lineage: Eukaryota; Metazoa; Chordata; Actinopteri; Salmoniformes; Salmonidae. The record is from RefSeq and is a predicted model, not a curated record. Gene Ontology annotation, molecular function: guanyl-nucleotide exchange factor activity.